Messenger RNA from Ectocarpus sp. CCAP 1310/34, 557 nucleotides. The record is from the annotation of a GenBank genome assembly. Lineage: Eukaryota; Phaeophyceae; Ectocarpales; Ectocarpaceae.
AUGGUUCUGCUUGCUGCCAGCACGAUCAACGGUAACGCUCUUUUCCUUUCUAGUGUCCCUAUUAAUCGACCCCUUUUUGGCUCCAUUUCGACCAACUGUGUGUUCCGCUUGAGGAUACAGCGGACACCUCACUCUUCUCGGAGAAUUUGCCUUGCGUAUUUCCUUCAUUUGAGUGUUUUACGCAUUCCCCGCUGGUGUUGCAUUGUCAGUAACAUUUCCCAUUCUGCCAAUGCUAGACUUCGUUUGAUCUGACGAAGGGGGCGUGUUCGGCACCCCUACUUCUGGAAAAUCCCUGUGUGUNUCCCACCCGCCGAGUCGUCUUCGAUGUUCUCGCGUGAUGAUUGUUUUCGCUUUAAUUCAGCCUCCCCGAGAUUCUGUUUUGAUCCCAGUCCUGGGCUCUGCUUUCUUCAUUUCUGCCCGCGAUAUUUCUUUUCGUCAUCACAAUACCCGGGACCUCCUUCACCCUGCACCAUCGCUCCUCGAGAUGUCUUUUCAAUCUCGUAAUAUUUUCACCCCUUCCACUCUUCACCUCCACUCCGCGAGAAUUGUUUUCUAUU